Molecule: messenger RNA, 1197 nt
Organism: Exophiala oligosperma
Lineage: Eukaryota; Fungi; Ascomycota; Eurotiomycetes; Chaetothyriales; Herpotrichiellaceae
Exons: 1
Coding region: 1-1197 (398 amino acids)
Molecular function (GO): oxidoreductase activity; FMN binding
Source: RefSeq, a predicted model, not a curated record
AUGUCACCUCCCAAGUCUUCAGGCAUCGACUUAUCUGACGAUGACCUGGAUUGUCUCAGCAUAUCGGAGCUUGAGAAGCGAGCGCUGGGGAGAAUGGACAAACAGACAAGGGAUUAUUACAACGAAGGCGCGGACUCGGGUGUCACUUUGCUUGAUAAUAUCAUGGCUUAUCAGAUGUACCGCAUCCGUCCUCGAAUUAUGCGUGACGUCUCAUCCAUCGAUAGCUCAGUCGUGGUUUUCGGCCACAGAAGCAGCGCCCCUUUUGGGAUCGCCCCAGCAGCCAUGCAGAAGUUGGCUCACCCGGACGGAGAACUGGCGACGGCGCGAGCUUGUGCCAGACGGGGCAUUGUCAUGGGACUCAGCUCGUUCUCAACCACAACCAUAGAGGACGUGCGACAGGCGAGCGGAAGGAUGCCCAACGCCUUGCAACUGUACCUGUUCGAAGAUAGAUCUCACAGCCGUGAUCUGAUUGCCCGUGCCAAAAUGGCAGGCUACAAGGCGGUCAUCCUGACCGUCGACACUCCGGUCCUUGGAAGGCGAAGACUGGAAAUUCGAAAUCAAUUUCGAUUGCCGAGUCACUUGGAGAUUGCAAACUUCGCCAGCCACGCCACUGAAUCCGAAGUAAAGAGUUCGUCUACCGAGGAAGGGAACAAUCUGCCCGAUGGCUACGCCACUCGUGCGCCUCAGAUCACCUUCCACACCCACGGUCCCAAUCCUACUUUGGAGUGGAAAGAGACCAUGAAAUGGCUGAAACACGAAGCCUGGCCGAUGCAAGUCUGGCUCAAGGGUAUCUUGACCCCCGAGGAUGCUUCGCUGGCAGUCGAGCAUGGUGCGGAUGGCAUCAUCGUCUCCAACCACGGCGGACGUCAGCUCGAUGGAGCCCUUGCCACUCUCGAUGCCCUUCCCGACAUCGUUGCCGUGGUCGGCCGUCGCAUUCCUGUGCAUGUGGAUGGAGGCAUUCGCCUCGGUUCCGACAUCUUCAAGGCUCUCGCCCUGGGGGCGGACUUCUGUUGGGUUGGUCGCCCAGCGCUGUGGGGCCUAGCAUACAAAGGUCAAGUGGGAGUUGAAUUAUGCUUGCGCUUGUUGAUCGACGAAUUCCGGCGUUGUAUGGGACUCUCGGGGGUUACUGAAGUGAAACAAAUUGGCCCAGAUUAUCUUUGCAAGGUCGGUCGCAGUGGCUUUGUAAGUCGCCUGUAG